AUGGCAAAGGCAAUCAAAAUAGAACAACUACUGUUGCAAAAUCCAUCGACGUCCGGCGGUGAUAAACCACGACCGCGCACGCCCGCCGCAAGGAAACAUGCGGUCCAUCAUCGUCAGCCAGCGCGUCGCCCCGAAUUGGUGCUGAAGACUUCAUCUACGGCUCUCGUGCCGGCAAGUACGCCCCUGUCUGAACGUUUUUCAUGGGAUUUCGAUCAGGGAGAGUCGAGUUCGGUCCGACGUCGAAAACGAAAAUCUCCCGUCGAGGAUGAAGUGUUUCCGAUCAGGAAGGCCAUGAGGCUACCGCGCUUUUCUGUCAACAUCUUCCACUCUGAGCCGGUCAAUGUGUUUCCUAUUCCCAACGAAGGCGUGGUUCCGCGGAUGGUGAAGUAUUAUUUACAGGUUUGGGCGGAACAGCAUGGUCGAGCACUUGCGUUUGAAGGACAUCCCAAACCGUACCAGUCGCUGGUGUUUCCGUACGCCCUGAACCAUGCGGUACUGUUCGAGGCCAUGGUAGCGCUCAGCCGAGCGUCGUGGCUUUUGCAGGAAGGCAUUCCAUGGUCCAAGGACACCGCACUUGCGCAUCACCGUGCCAAUGCCUUCGCUGCGUUGCGGUUGAGGCUGACAUCUGAAGCGACGUGUGCAGACGACACCACCAUCUGCACUAUUGCGGCACUCACGACAAUUGAUUACAUGCUCGGCGUCCACGAAGGUGCCGAGAAUCACAUCAAAGCCAUGCAACAAAUUCGCAAGAUUCGGACUGAUCUCAAAGGUGACACGCCAUGGCAAUACUUUGUCAUUUCUGCCAUGAAAGCUUACGAUGCCCUGUGGCAGUUUGUCAAAGAUAGAAACGAGGCGACGACCAGCAUGGCCCAGCUUUCGAUCGAAUCACCCAUGCGUAACGAACUACCCCUUUAUCCCUCUCUCCCGUUCAACAUUAAAGUUUGCGAGGCUCUCUCAAAGGUGUCGACGUCGUUUAACGACAUGGCCAUGGCGGGGGAAAUGUCUAUCCAGAUGAUCGAUAUUCUCGCGAACCUAUCUAAAACAGCCAGGGGCGACGGUAGCGCCUCCCCGACCAGCUCACCGCCGAGCUCACCAGGAGGACGGAACUUGCUGAAUACCAUCGCAGAUCUGAGGUGUUUGUCGGUUAUGGCCACCACCUCGAUCGAACACAAGCUCUGCUUCGGGGUGAUUGGGACCUGCUUCACCCUCCACUUCGGAGAUGGGAAGAUUGGUGAAGAGUUCAAUGAGACGCUCCAGGAGCUUGAAGACACACUCAUCGGUAAUGGCAAGCCCCGGCCACAGCAAGAGAAGGCCCAGAAAGGACACCGAGAGUGUCUCAUUUGGGUCGCUAUGGCAGCUGCCGGUGCGCUCGAGCAGUCUGAACUGCUCUCUGCUAUGAGUAUGGUGUUGGAUCAGACAUUGGACAAAUACCCCGAAGAGACGGCCCGGUGGGAGACCCUAGAGGGGGUCCUGAAGAAGUUCUUGUGGAACGAUCUCCUGGCACGGCAUUGGAAACGAUGCUGGGCUAAGGCUGUGCGUCGUCGGUCGAACGCACGAUGA
Messenger RNA from Fonsecaea erecta, 1560 nucleotides. RefSeq lists its product as hypothetical. The transcript is spliced from 4 exons. Lineage: Eukaryota; Fungi; Ascomycota; Eurotiomycetes; Chaetothyriales; Herpotrichiellaceae. The coding region runs from base 1 to 1560 and encodes 519 amino acids. The record is from RefSeq and is a predicted model, not a curated record.